GCUUUACGUCGUACAUUGCAACGCUCACUCUGCCGAGCACAAAUCAUGGCGCUCACACUCGCCCUGAAGUUGUGUCUGGCAUUCCUACUCCCGCUCGUCUCCGCCCUCAAAUUCGACAUCCAAGCCCAUCCCGGCUCGGAAUCCGCCAGUCAAGAACGCUGUAUACGCAACUUUGUCUCCAAGGACCAACUCGUGGUCGUAACGGCGACCGUCAGCGGCUCAAGAGGAGAUGGACAAACGCUGAACAUGCACAUUAAAGACGCCGUAGGCAACGACUACCACCGCCCCCGCGACAUCGCCGGCGAAGCGCGUUACGCCUUCACCUCGCACGCCGACAGCGCCUUCGACGUCUGCUUCGAGAACAUCCUCACCUCCUCCCAACCCGUCAUGACCCCCACCCGCUCCAUCGAACUCGACAUCGACAUUGGCGCCGACGCGAAAGACUGGAGCGCCAUUCAAGCUGGGGAGAAGCUGAAACCCAUGGAGGCGGAGCUGCGGAGACUGAGUGAAAGUGCGAAGGAGGUGGUGGAUGAGAUGGAGUAUCUGCGGAGCAGGGAGAUGAGUUUGAGGGAUACGAAUGAGAGUACGAAUGAGCGGGUAAAAUGGUUUGCGUUGGGGACGAUGGGGAUGUUGGUCGCGUUGGGCGUGUGGCAGAUUGUUUACUUGAGGGCGUACUUUAGGAGUAAGCAUUUGAUAUAAUGGAAGCGUGCGUGGUGAUUGUAUGGCGUACUUUGAGCGUUGGGGGGGUAACGGUACAACAUAACCUGGUCACGUGUAUGAGGAUGGGUCGAAGAGUCCGUUGCAUGCAGAGUAUGCUCAUUCUCGCGGAGGUCUUCGGAAACAACCACUCAGGUCACCUAACACCGCAGGCGCUAGGUCCACCCUCUCAACCGUCUACCCCGACGCCCCCCUGUUAUACCUAGGUUUUCCGAGAGACAAUUGCGCCCAAGCACUUUCCCCAAGGGUCAAGCAAGAGACCACCUCACCCACCUACUUCU
Molecule: messenger RNA, 998 nt
Organism: Baudoinia panamericana UAMH 10762
Lineage: Eukaryota; Fungi; Ascomycota; Dothideomycetes; Mycosphaerellales; Teratosphaeriaceae
Exons: 2
Coding region: 46-699 (217 amino acids)
Biological process (GO): Golgi organization; intracellular protein transport; endoplasmic reticulum to Golgi vesicle-mediated transport
Cellular component (GO): endoplasmic reticulum-Golgi intermediate compartment; endoplasmic reticulum; Golgi apparatus
Source: RefSeq, a predicted model, not a curated record